AUGCGCUGGUUGGGCACGGCCCUUGUAGUUACGACACGAUUCCAGCUAGGGUUUAGACCCGGUCACCGAUUACCCGGCAGUACUCGACCGGUACCGGCUUGUAUUGUAGAGCCUAUGCGACCGGCCGCCGGCGAAGCUCCCAACUCCAAAGCCGACCAACUUUCGAAUGCCAUUGACAGGAUGGCACCUGAACUGGCCGAGGCCCAACAUCUGAAAACGAAACGAACGGACGUCUGACCGAGGAGCUCAAAAAACUCAAACUUGCCUAAAAAAAACUCGAACGAUCGAUCUCUAUUCCGGCAGGUUUACGUUUUUUCAAUCGGUAAUCUUCCCAUUUCCAUGCCACCGAACUCCCAAUCUAUCGAUGCAGGCAGACGAGUCUCAAGCCAGUCAAGCCACUUGGUCCAAAAAAGGAUCAGGGUUGACUGAUCGAUCACCCAACUCUAACUAAAGCUGGCGACUCGUCUCGGCUCCAAGAUCAAAGAGUGUACAUAGAAAAUAAAUUAAUCAGACGAUAUGAAGUUCAAGAAACCUCUUGUAAAUAGCUUUUAGUUACCAAAAAAAAGCUGUUG
Messenger RNA from Puccinia graminis f. sp. tritici CRL 75-36-700-3, 572 nucleotides. RefSeq lists its product as uncharacterized. The record is from RefSeq and is a predicted model, not a curated record. The coding region runs from base 1 to 237 and encodes 78 amino acids. NCBI's taxonomy places the organism in Eukaryota, Fungi, Basidiomycota, Pucciniomycetes, Pucciniales, Pucciniaceae. The transcript is spliced from 2 exons.